Molecule: messenger RNA, 2926 nt
Organism: Brassica rapa (field mustard)
Lineage: Eukaryota; Viridiplantae; Streptophyta; Magnoliopsida; Brassicales; Brassicaceae
Product: transcription factor MYB41
Source: RefSeq, a predicted model, not a curated record
CAAUUCAAACAUUGCAAAGAAAUAAGGUAACCUUUUUUUAUUAACCAGGGUAUCUCAGAUCUAUGAAACGAUUUAGACUAGCUAUCCUUUUGUAAAUUUAGACGCUGUCGGGUGAAAUAUUAGUCUUGUCUCUAAAUUUUUUUAAAGUUUUUUACAAAAAAAAUAUGCCUCCAAAUUACGAACUUUUAUUCUAUAAAUUUCUCCAAAAAAAUGUUCAUAGCCCUCGAAACUUUAGAUCCGGCCAUAAACGCAUGAUGAAUUAUUUCUCUGAAUAUUUAAAUGGGUUAUAAGCAAUAAAUCCAUUUCUGCAUAUUCUGGAACUAGUAAUUUUGUACUAGAGAGCAAUAGAUCUCUAACACAAAUCAACAGAACGACUCCUCACACCUAAGCAAAAUCGAUUCUAAAAAAAGGCUAAAUAACUCUCUUUUUUGAAGACUAAAUAGCUAUAUAAGCAGACAGGACUUUAAAAUGAUAGUAAAUUAAUCACUGCUCUAACGAAUCAUAUUGUUAUAAAUUGAUGAUACAAUAUACUAUAUAUUAAAGCCUUCAACGUAGAAGCAUCUAUAAAGCGAUUGAAUUAGUGUUAGAAUUAGUUUAGUCGUUAGAAGAGUUAGGGUUUUCGCGGGUCCCAGCCUCCCAGGCAGGGUUCAUGAGUUUGCGUGCCUUGGUGUGCUUAAAACUAAAUUUACACCAAUAAUCAACUACCAUAUCGAGACGUUUGAUUCAUUCUUAGAAAAUACUAGUAGUAUAGUAUUGUUUUUUUGUUGCUAUGAUUUAGUACAUAUUCAUUGUACAUUAAAAGUUUUAUUAAAGGCUCACAAACUCCCUUUUGUCAACAUAUGGAUUAGUUGCAGCAACUUUUGUGUACCUACAUUGCUUCACAAACUUGAUCAUCUUCUUCUCUUCCUUUCAUUUUCUUUUUCUUGCAAAAAAUAAUAUUAUAAAAGGGUAUUUUCGUCAUUCACUGGCCAUCAAAGUCAAAACCUAAACUAAGAUUUUCUCCUUCCGACAAGAUACAAGACGCAAACACACAAAAACCCUAUUUAAAGCGUGAAGAUCACACACAUACACUUAGGUUCAUUAAUUAGCUAAGAUCCUUAGUUUGAUUGCCUUCUUCGAAACCUUUCGCCCUUGUGAAUUCUAAAGUGAUCUUCAACAGGUUUGAUAAUACAUACACACAUACAAAAAUAUAUGUUAGUAUUCUUGUGAACGUACGUAUAUGUUUAUGAUCAUGCGCUUACACCAAAAAAAUGUUUAUGAUCAUGCACAUGCAUGUUAUCCAAGUUCAUAUAUUAUCCUAUAAUGUAAUGAAAAUGUGCUCGUUUAUUUCUUAUCUCUUAGCUUGAUCUAUUUGGUUAGAUUAUUGAAUUUACUUUAAUUAUUUAAUAAUGUUUUGUAAGUAUAGUGAAAAUGGGGCGAUCGCCAUGUUGCGAUGAGAAUGGGCUGAAGAAAGGGCCAUGGACACAAGAUGAGGAUGAUAAAUUAAUCGAUCACAUUCAAAAACACGGCCAUGGAAGCUGGAGAGCUCUUCCUAAGCAAGCCGGUUUAAACCGAUGCGGAAAGAGUUGCAGAUUGAGAUGGACCAAUUACUUGAGACCUGACAUCAAGAGAGGGAACUUCACUGAAGAGGAAGAAGAAACCAUCAUCAACCUCCAUUCCCUUCUUGGAAACAAGUGGUCGUCGAUAGCCAGUAAUCUUCCUAGGAGAACGGACAACGAGAUCAAAAACUAUUGGAACACACAUCUGAGAAAGAAACUUCUCCAAAUGGGGAUUGAUCCCGUCACACAUAGGCCCAGAACUGACCAUCUAAACGUCUUAGCUGCUCUUCCACAGAUUAUAGCCGCCGCAAAUUUCAACAGCCUCUUGAAUCUUAAUCAAAAUUACGUGCAACUGGAUGCAACAACUCUUGCUAAAGCCCAAUUGUUACACAAUAUUAUUCAAGUCCUUAGCACCAAUAACAACAACAAUUCCUCGUCUUGGCCAUUAGCCAUGCAGACCAGUGACAAUCUCUUUGGUCAAUCUUCUUACCUAGAGAACCAAAAUCUUUUUGGCCAAUCUCAAAACUUAUCUCACAUUCUUGAAAAUAGUCAUGGAGAGGAUUUUAUAGUAAAAAACCAAACAAAUGAUCAUCCUUUGGAUUCAUUUUCUUCCCCGGUACAAAUGAAUGCUCAAGAUGAUUAUAAUUCGCUUCCACUACUGGUUCCGGCUUCUCCAGGGGAAUCUAAACAAAGUCAGAUGAUGAUCAAGAACAAAAGAAUAGUUCAUGAACAUCAGCAUAGUCAGGAUACUUCAAACCCGUCAUCAUCAAACUCCACACAAGAUCAUCAUCAACCAUGGCGUGACACUAUUGAUGAUGAAGCAAGUGAUUCUUAUUGGAAAGAUAUCAUAGAGCAAACGUAUUCGGAACCAUGGCCGUUUCCUGAAUAGACAAGAUUCGAAUUAGAGAGAGACUAAUAAUAUCGUAAUUUUUGUUGUUGGAUAGAGUUAUAUGCAUAUAUAUUUAUCGUUCACUAAAGACUAAAGUUCCCUUUUUCUAGACCAUGUAUCCCUUUUUCUAGACCAUGUAUGUAAAUUGAUCUUGUAAAAUUUAACCACUUUAUUGUAUUAAAUAUUGUUUGAAAUUACACUUCUAAAAUCUAAUUUAUAUAUUACAAUUAUCAUUGCAAAACACAAACGAAAAUACAGUAUCAAAACUAUUGAUUCAAUAGCAAAGAAAAGUGUUUUCUUCCAUUUAUGAUUUUCUUAGAAGUUUACAGUCUGUAUAAACGUAAAAGCUCACGCAAGCGCGAACAAAAACAGUCAAGCUUUGUAUUAAAAAACAAAAAUAAAUUUUUGACUCUCCCAAGCCAAAUGAACAAGAUAAAUAUGAUUACGUUUGGAAAGUAAUUAAAUAUAGGUACUUUUUGUUUGUUUUACCAAAAAUAAC